AUGGCGGCGAAGGCACAAAGUGGAUUUGUGCCUCCAACGCUAGGGCCUCCCGGCCAGCAGAAUGAUCAACCAUAUGCUCCGGCGGAAGCUAGCCAACAGGCACCGUCGCCUAGCACAGGUAAAGCGUUGUCGACUGGAACAAUCCCUGACCCCAGCAACGGCAACAACUCUUACGCAUCAAGAACGCCAUACAACGCAGAUGAUGGCAAGGGCAUCAUCUAG
Molecule: messenger RNA, 222 nt
Organism: Triticum turgidum subsp. durum (durum wheat)
Lineage: Eukaryota; Viridiplantae; Streptophyta; Magnoliopsida; Poales; Poaceae
Source: the annotation of a GenBank genome assembly